UGUCUAAACACACAGUUACAAGAUGAGGCACAUGGAAGGUUUAGAAUGGAAUUUUCUUUGGGAUAUGCUUUAACCAACUUUCCUGCACAAAGAAAAUUCUUAGACAUCAAAAAUUCAAACAAAUUAAGCAGUACAAGUGUGGAUUCAAGUAAUCUGUUACAGCUAAAUGAAUGCCAAUCUGUCAAUGGCAUAGUGUGCACAGACUUGAAGGAUUUAGCUAUGCCGGUGCAGCGGAAGGAUUAGAUUUUAUAGAGACUCUGAUUACAACAAAAUCCAAGGACCUUGCAAGUGAAGCCUCAAUCCAUGAUCAAUAUUCUUUAUCAAAGGUCUCUUGUUUUGAUAAACAUGCCCAUCUGGUUCCAGACCUCCUUGUUACUUCGUUGAAACAGUCUUCAAGUUCUCUUUGUGUCUCUUCAGGUACCGAAGAUAAUUAUUUUUUGGAUGUAGAACAGAAUUCUUCACAUGUCACUUCCUCUAGUUUGCUCUUGUCAGAAGUUCAGACUUGUGACUCGGAUCACUUCAGUACCAAACAGCAAUUAAAAUCACUGCCUUCUGACGCAGACACAUGUACCCAAGCUACUAAUAUGGUGGGAGAUGAUCCAGAUGUAAAACUGACAUCAGAUGUUUUGAACCAGCAAACUCUUCCAGUAGUAUGGAGCACCUUAUCUGCAUCGUAUGGAUCUUCAUGUCAAAUUAGUUCUUCUAUCAAUGAGCUUCCAAAGAAUGCGCCAAAUCUCAAUCACCAAGUACUGUUUGGAAGUCACAACAUACCCAGUGAUUUGAAUGUGGAUCAGCCUUUGCAAGGCUCUCAAGCAAGCGCAAAAAUUUCUCAUCUUGGCCAGCUUGCAUUGCCUGAUACCACUAGCUUCUCCAAACUGCUUAGUAACAUAAAAACUCUAGCAACUCAGCAAAGGAGGUCAUUGGGAGUGGGAAAGACAUUUCCAUGUUUGUUUGGGUCAUUUCAUUCAUCAAUCUUCAAGAUGAGAAAGCAUUUCCCUUUCUUACUACCAGAAUUAGAUGGUAAUACGUGUUCUGAAAAGUUAGGAACACAGCAGUUAAUGACUUCAAGGUGCACUCAACCAUAUGUCCCAUUUACAGUUGAUGUUGAUCCACAAGCCUCAGCAGAAGAAUUGACAAAUCAGGGCCAUCUCUUUUAUGAAGAGUAUUUUGAGAAGGUUGGGACAAGAAGAUUUCCAACAUCACAAUCCUCAUCCAAUGCUUUGCCCAUGAGAAUAAACACUUAUCCUUGCAAUGAAUUUCAAGCGAUGCCUCUGAUAGGGUCACAAGGCCAAGCACAAGAAAAAUGUUUAAUGCCUACAAAUUUUUCAACUAUCCCUUCUGUAGAUCAUUCUUAUGAUCAACAUCAAGAGAAAAUGACUAUUUCAGACUUACAUUCACGUGCAAUUUCUAACCCUACUUGUCUAUCUACUAUACGAAAAAAUGAGUAUAUAAAUGACAUUCAGUUUUCAAAUGAAUUUAUAAUCUCUGACAGUCUUGGUCAACAAUAUCCUUUUCCUAACCAACUAGUGCCAGUGAUAAUGGAAAAGGAUAAUGAAGGUAGGAAUACCAUUAGUAGUGACCUAGGCUUGAGGGUAAAUUCUAAUGAACAAGCUGUGAAUCCCCUUAGUCCUUUAUGGCAAGACAAAGGUGUGGGUACUCGAAGUCGAGCAUGGUGGCAUAUGUGUUCUGUUGAUGGUGCUAAAAUUCCCCCAUUGCCUUCAUGUUCACAGGGAAGCAGGGGAUAUGGUGAAGAGGAUCCUGGCCAAUGCACUGUCGGAACUUUUCUAAGUCCACUGCAGAAACAAUACUAUAGACACGUUAGUGAUGAAUCUUCCUAUUCUUCUUCAGCUGAAAGUGGUUCAUGUCAAAGUGAAUCCCUAUUGCAGAAGCCAGUUGUAUCACAGUUGGGCUAUGUCAUUAAGGAUAAACUCAUUGCCUUGCAAGAUGCAGAAAUGUAUCAGGGAUUGGCUGCUGGAGGAAUCUCUGCAGUGAUAUCUUCACGCCUGUUUAUUCCUGGCAAAGACAUACAGUAUUGGUCCCCAGACACUGAUUUAUUACCAGAAAACAAAUUUGAGCACAAAGCAUCUACAGAAAUUUCAAAAGUUGCCACAUCUUCUAAUAGGGAUGAUUUUAAUCACCAAAAUUCAUCAUUUCUUUCAAACAUUGGAUCUCCAGUGACGGUUCUUCCUAAGAAGCGCAGGAGAAUUGUUAUGCCACGUACACCUUCUCACAUAGGAAGCACUGAAGAUGGAAACAGAAUUUCUACUAUAAGUAACUCAGAGAUGCCAUGGACAGCUGCAAGAAAUUCUCUACUAGAGAAUGAAGGUGAUGACUCCUAUGUCAAAAAGGCAGGAUUAGUUUCUCAAGCAAAGAGGAGGCUUUUACUCACAACUCAAUUAAUGCAGCAACUUGUACGGCCAUUACCUACUCCUAUUAUGUGUGGCAAAGAAAUUGUUGAAUAUGAGAGUGUGAUAUACGCUUCAGCUAAGACAAUUUUAGAAGAUGCUUGCAAGUUCAGUUCUAGCUUAAGGAUCUCUGGCAACCCUAACAAGUUCAAAAGAUUGAAAGCCAAUUCCUUUUCCAGCGAGGGAAAAAGCUUUAUGGGAAGGACAAAGGGACUUGAAAAUGAAUUUCUAAGAUUCAAGGUUGGAUGCGAGUCAACAUCAGAAGGAGCUUCUCCACAUAAGGAUCAAGGAUUAAGUCAAAGGGCUUUGCAAGGCAAAGGUGGAUCAGCAUUCGAGAAAUAUAUAACAUCAAGAUUGUUGGAAACUUCAAUGUACAUAUCGGAACUAAGAAAUGAAAUACAAAAGUUGGAGAGAUUGUCAGUCAGAAAUAGAUUCGCCAAGCUCCGUCGAAGAAAAUCUCCUGUUGCCUCUGAGAAAUCUAUAGCAAAUGGAACAGAAUCUCUAUUUGGCUUGACAUUGUCUAUCCAUAUGACAUGUCCUCGUAGACAUGCCACAGAACUUCCAUUGCCAAAUGACAUUCCAGAGGGAGUGCUUUGUUGUUCUCUUUAAUGCUAAUGGAAAUUUUGUAGUUUUAUGUUUACAAAAUUUCAUAUACGAACUUCCGAGUAAAUUUUCACUUUCAUCUUUCUUUUUAAGGCUAGAAAAGUUGAAAAGCUUUACGUUCCGAGAUAUAAAUAAUAGCUAUUUUCAAAUCCAAUCACUCUCUGGUAGCAAAGAACUUGCCUUCUAUACAUCUCCUUGAAUGAAACCCAAAAGCUAAAGUUGUUUUGUCCUCAUCCUCUGUAAUUUUGUUUUCUCAAAUAGCUUGAAAAUUGAAGCAGAGAAGUGUCAACUUACAUGAUUAUCCUUGUUCUGUUUUUUUUUCCGUACCAUUUGACAGGCAAAGAUGGUGCCAUGUUUUAGGUAGAUGGAAACUUCAAUGUGCAUAUCGGAACAAAGAAAUGAAAUACAAAAGUUGGAGAGAUUGUCAGUCAGAAAUAGAUUCGCCAAGCUCCGUUGCAGAAAAUUUCUUGUUGCCUCUGAGAAACCUAUAGCAAAUGGAACAGAAUCUUUAUUUGACUUGACAUUGUCUAUCCAUAUGACAUGUCCUUGUAGAAAUGUCGCAGAACUUCCAUUGCCAAAUGACAUUCCAGAGGGAGUGCUUUGUUGUUCUCUUUAAUGGUAAUGGAUUUUUUGUAGUUUUAUGUUUAUAAAAUUUCAUAUAUGAACUUCCGAGUAAA
Cryptomeria japonica (Japanese cedar) is the source of this 3685-nucleotide messenger RNA. RefSeq lists its product as uncharacterized. NCBI's taxonomy places the organism in Eukaryota, Viridiplantae, Streptophyta, Pinopsida, Cupressales, Cupressaceae. The transcript is spliced from 8 exons. The record is from RefSeq and is a predicted model, not a curated record. Bases 171 to 3014 code for a protein of 947 amino acids.